Molecule: messenger RNA, 289 nt
Organism: Aspergillus japonicus CBS 114.51
Lineage: Eukaryota; Fungi; Ascomycota; Eurotiomycetes; Eurotiales; Aspergillaceae
Exons: 1
Coding region: 35-193 (52 amino acids)
Source: RefSeq, a predicted model, not a curated record
GCGCCGGAGUCCAAAAAAGAAGACACGCUGAAGGAUGGAUGGAUUCUCCUCCUUGCGAACAGGCAGUCAAAAGAGAUACCAAGUCCUCCUGCUGCUCCACUUUGUCCGUUCUCUCUUCAUUUCUCUUCUUCCGUAUUCUUCUUCCUUGACUUUCCCUCUUUCUUAUUCUCUGAAUCACCGCAUUUUCUCUUAACUCCCCCCUCCUCUCAUUCUCUUCCCUUUUUCUUACCCCAUUCUCUGCUCGCACCUCCAACCGGCCUGUCAGCAGUUUUGGGAGAGGAAGAAGAAG